AGUCAAGAUAAAAAUGAUGUCAGGUACCUGUUAAGUGCUGGAAGACACAAACGCUCUUAGAAGGUCAGAGCACGAGAACAAAUGGUGACAGGAUAAAAGGUUCCUAAAGACGAUAUGCUCUCUGCCUCUCACAUCUCAGCCUGUUCUGAAGGUCACACAAUUGAUUUUUUUUUUUUCACUAUUUGCCAUCCAAUCCUGAUUUAGUCCAGGAUUUCAUCAAGCAAAUACAAACAGGGCUGCACAGUGGAGUAGUGGUUAGCACUUUCUCCUUGCAGCAAGAAGAUCCCUGGUUCAAAUCCCGGCCUGAUCCCGGGAUCUUUCUGCAUGGAGUUUGCAUGUUCUCCCUGUGCAUGCGUGGGUUUUCUCCGGGUACUCCGGCUUCCUCCCACAGUCCAAAAACAUGCUGAGGUUAAUUGAUAACUCUAAAUUGUCCAUCGGUGUGAAUGUGAGUGUGAUUGUGUGUCUGUAUAUGUAGCCCUGUGACAGACUGGUGACCUGUCCAGGGUGUCCCCUGCCUUCACCAGAGUCAGCUGGGAUAGACUCCAGCACCCCCCCAUGACCCUAGUGAGGAUAAAGCGGUGUAAGAGAAUGGAUGGAUGAUUAGAGAUCUGGGGGAACAUGCUGACCAGCCCCACUAGACACCGGCCCACCGGGACAGAGCCCUGUAUGCCAGAUGGCCAGUCCACCCCUGAGCAUAGCUGAUGUGUUUUGAUAUGAGAUUAAGACACAUCAUAUUAUUAUAAAAAAGUAAAUGCAAGCUGUGUUGGUGUUUGUUCACAGCAGUGAGAUUAACAAUGCAAAUUGUCAGCCUCAAAACUCAGUGAAAUCAUAUAUGGAGCUGUACUGGUGCAGGUAAUUAGGACAUACACAGUGUUUAUGGAUGAAGGUAUAAGCAUUAUAUAAUUGGCUUGCUACCAUGUGUGAGCAUCUGUUCUAAUGUGUUUAUGACAACUAAUCAGGCUUAGUGGAGCUGGGUCAUCACACACUUUUGUGAGUGUGUGUAUCCAGAGUGUAUCAGGAUAGCGGAGCACAUGUGUUGAACAGCCUUUUUCUUCACUUUCAGCAGUUUUAAAGUUUGAAAAGACAUUAAAUGGGAUUAACAGCUUCACGGUCCAACGUAUUUGAAAGGGACAAUGCCGACGUUGACCCCACACAUAUCAGUACCGCGACCCUCCUACUCCCAGGCCAGGGAGAACCUGGUGAAAGCCAUCCCACCCAAGCUGCUCUGUCUGCUGGCCUGUGGAGGAAUAGACUGUCGCUAUGAGGGACCAGACUGCUGGAAGUUGAACCAACAAGUAAUUCGAGGCCUUUUCUCCUCCUGGGUGACCGAUGAUAUAGUUGCUAUGACACGACCAUCCAAUCAUUUAAUUGAGAAGUACAACAUCAUAGAUCAAUUCCGCAGGUUAAACAUCAGAUCAAUCAUCAACAUGCAGCUCCCAGGAGAGCACGCUCACUGUGGACCUCCUCUAGACCCUGAAAGUGGUUUCACGUACUCUCCACACAUCUUCAUGGACAACGACAUUUACUUUUACAACUUUGGGAUGCCGGAUUUUGGAGUGUCAUCUCUUGUCGGUGUAAUCGAUGGAGUGAAGGUUCUGGCCUUCGCAGUGAAGGAAGGCAGAGUGGCUGUGCACUGCCAUGCAGGCCUGGGCAGGACAGGCGUUCUGAUAGCCUGUUAUCUGAUCUACACCCUCCGCAUCAGCCCAAGUGAGGCCGUCCACUACGUGCGGAUCAAGCGGCCUCGUUCCAUCCAAACUCGAGCACAGAUUAGCCAGGUGUUUGACUUCGCUCGCCUGCUUGGCACUCAGCUGGUUCAGUAUCCAGAUCUCAGCCUGCGGCACGGAGCUCCUUUCACCCUGCAGCACUACCUAAACCGACAAGCGCUUCUGCUGCAUGGUCAGGAGGCACGCAAUUUAAGACACACACCCAAGGUGGUGUACCUCCUGUGUGUGCGUCUCUCCUGCCUAGCGCUUGGUCUCCCGUCUCCUCCAGAGGUCCACGCCGAGCUGGACAAAAGGUCAGCGAUAAGGGGGCUGAGCAGGACUGUGAGAGAGACCCUGGUGGCCAAACAGUACUUGCCCUUGCUGAGAGACGUUCGUAAGGGCUCCUGGGCAGGUUCAGGGUCGGUGUCCUCCUGGGAUGAACCGCUAGGAUUCUUAGAGAGGAAGAGAGAGGUGUUGCUGGACAAACGCAGCUACAGUGACUCUGACCUCAGCAAGAUCACAGUCAAUGAGGAUAUGGAGCUGAGUCCAUUCUGUUCUGCAGCGCUUGGAAAUGAGAAAAACUGGUGCGUUCAGGAUCUGAUACAAGCUGAUCUGAGACCAGUCAGUCCGGUCCUUGCCACACUUUCACCAGGCCAUCAGACUACCAAAAAGGAAUCUCAUACACUCAACGUCCCAUCGUCUGGUGGGAAAACAAGCAGCAGCUGUGCUAAGAGAUUUAAGUGCACAGCUAAGAAGACACUCCCAAAACACAGCUCCAAUAUGGAGUUGUGCAGAAAUCCAAACAAUCCAGGCCCAACCUCGAUGGCUCGUCCCGUUGCUAAAGCAAUGGCAGAACAAGGUCCUCCGGGGGAAACCAUUCUGCAAAGGUCGGCUCUGCUGCAGGAGGAGCUGAACAGUAGUGACUGUGGCUGGGCUCUGCUGGUCACCGAGUCGGAUCCUCAAGUCCUCUGUUGUCUCUUGUGGACUUGGCUGGAGAAGUUGAGGGAGCCUGUUCUGAGUGCUGAGGAUGUGGAAAGGUUGAAUGUUGGAGCGAGCAACCGGAAGCCUCUUAGCGUGCUUAAAAAGCCACAGAGACACACCAUCUAUUGUGUGCUGAGCUGUGUGAGCACAGUGACCGGCUUGUGUCCACACAGAGAGGAUGCAGUGCUUCAACGGCUGAUGCGGGCACUUACAAGGCGCCCUCAAGAGGAACUAGGAAGUCUUACAUCUUUGAUGAAAGUCCUGAAGGCCAGUUUGAGAGAAACAUUCCACAACUACAGAUACCUUACGCGGGCCUGCAGCACCAACGCUACAUUAUGAAGAGCAGAGUCCAUAUUACAACAAAGUUGAGCAGAGAAGAUUGUUGCAUUUUUUUGGACCCAAGUGUGGGCAAAAUCAAAAUGCAAAGGAGGCUUUUUUUUCCCCACAGAGGGCAUUUUGACAUGUCACAAUAGUAAAAGCAAGGCUGCAAACAAUAAAAGAGAUGGGUCAACAUGUAA
This is a messenger RNA of Acanthochromis polyacanthus (spiny chromis), 3202 nucleotides long. RefSeq lists its product as uncharacterized. The record is from RefSeq and is a predicted model, not a curated record. Lineage: Eukaryota; Metazoa; Chordata; Actinopteri; Pomacentridae. The coding region runs from base 1134 to 3023 and encodes 629 amino acids. The transcript has 14 exons. Gene Ontology annotation, molecular function: protein tyrosine/serine/threonine phosphatase activity. Gene Ontology annotation, biological process: cilium assembly; protein dephosphorylation.